AGAUAUGGCUAUGGAGGAUGGAUCCAGCUGGAGCAACACUGUAAGGUCUUUUCCAUCUCCUCUAAACUGUUUGAUGCCUAGUAUGUAAUAGCCAACGGAGGACUCAUAUUCAUACUCUGCAGGAAUAUAUGGCUACAUUCUUCCCUCCUGGCACUUUGGACAAUCAAUUCCCAAAAGGGGGAAGCCAAAAUGAUGAAAGAUGGAAACAUUUUCAGAGUUAUCCAGGAGAACUGUUGGGAUCCAGAGGUUCGGAUUAAAGAGAUGGAUCAAUCAGGAGUCACUGCCCAGGUCCUUUCUACAGUUCCCGUCAUGUUUAGCUAUUGGGCAAAACCACAUGAUACUCUAGACCUGUGCCAGUUAUUAAACAAUGACUUAGCCACUACAGUCAAGAAGUACCCAAAGAGAUUCGUUGGCCUUGGUACACUCCCCAUGCAAGCUCCAGACCUGGCGGUGAAGGAAAUACAUCGCUGUGUGAAUGAGCUUGGAUUUCCUGGUGUGCAGAUAGGAUCGCAUAUCAAUGACUGGGACCUGAAUGCCCCAGAACUCUUUCCAGUCUAUGCUGCUGCUGAACAAUUAAACUGCUGUCUGUUCGUGCAUCCCUGGGACAUGCAGACAAAUGGAAGGAUGUCUAAGUAUUGGCUUCCCUGGCUUGUAGGCAUGCCCUCAGAAACAACCAUCGCUAUUUGCUCCAUGAUUAUGGGAGGGUUUUUUGAAAUUUUCCCCAAGUUGAGAGUUUGCUUUGCCCAUGGAGGUGGUUCUUUUCCUUACACACUGGGGCGUAUUUCUCAUGGAUUCAAUGUGCGACCGGACCUGUGUGCAGUUGAUAAUGACACUGAUCCAAAGAAAUACCUUGGUUCAUUCUACACGGAUUCACUUGUCCAUGAUGCACGUGCACUGAAGCUACUGACAGAUAUAGUAGGAAAGGACAAGGUGAUGUUGGGAACAGAUUAUCCAUUUCCACUUGGGGAACAUGAACCUGGGAAACUGAUUGAAUCCAUGGAGGAAUUUGAUGAUGAACUAAAGGAUAAGCUCAAGUUUGACAAUGCUCUUGCAUUUUUGAAUCUUAACAGAAGGCAGUUUGAAUAACAUUAGAACGACUAGAAAUAUUUAUCAACACUGUUAGGUGAUGUAUAAUCACACAGCUACAUCAUUAUGUAUGAAUUCCCAUAUCAGUUCCAAAUAAAAUCUAUGUAUAAAAUGUAUUGGUUUUCAUCAAAGUGAGUCCAUCUUAAUAAACUUAUGUAUUCAAGCUUUUAUACUGGCUGCACAGAGAUAUUUCACCUCUUCCAUGCUAUAGAUGGUCUGAUUCCAUAUGCUUAAUGCUAAUAGAACAACUAUGGCCCUUCUUCACACAUAGUUGAAAGCUAAUGUUAAUUCUUGAAAUACAGGAUAUGGUCUUUUCCAUGGGAUGCUUGUGCUGAGUCUCUGCCAUGAGGUUCACACGGCAGAGACUCCAUCCAUGUUCAUGCACACAAGGCAGGGCAGCUGAAUACAUUUCUCUAAUCCAAUUCUGAAGUAAGGGGAAUCAUGGAGCCUUCCUGAAUUUUCAACAUGUUACCACUUAAUCAGUUAAGUUAAAUAUUAUGCCCCUCCUCCACUUGUUUAAGCAUUACAAUGUGACACAAAGAUCUGCAUAUAUA
Messenger RNA from Elgaria multicarinata webbii, 1640 nucleotides. It is a transcript of the gene ACMSD, whose product is annotated as aminocarboxymuconate semialdehyde decarboxylase. Gene Ontology annotation, cellular component: cytosol; cytoplasm. Gene Ontology annotation, molecular function: carboxy-lyase activity; hydrolase activity. The transcript is spliced from 10 exons. Gene Ontology annotation, biological process: secondary metabolic process. NCBI's taxonomy places the organism in Eukaryota, Metazoa, Chordata, Lepidosauria, Squamata, Anguidae. The coding region runs from base 190 to 1086 and encodes 298 amino acids. The record is from RefSeq and is a predicted model, not a curated record.